AGGGGGGGGAGGGGGCUCAAACUGCUCUAGCAAUAUAUGAACGAUGAUCGUCGUGACUUCUAUAUAUAAAAUGGAUAGACCAUCUGGUCUCAUAUGUGAUGCAAUACGAGUUAAUUGAUGAUCUUGUUUUCACUGUCUACAUUUUAGAACGGAUGAACAACAUUAACCGUAAGGGGUUGUAUGGUAUGAAGGGUGGGGAAUUAGUUAUCCCACUAUAUAUAUGGAAUAACUUAGCCCAUCAUUGUAGUACAAACGGUGGGAUAAUCCAGGGACUAACUAAUACCCCUAACCAAACACAGGAUAAAAUAAUCGUGCAUUUUAUCUCGAGAUUAUUUUCCCUUGUCCCUUGUACCAAACAACCUCUAAGUGGGAUGUGUAAAUACAUUUUUCUAAUUGCACCAAAUAAGUUUCAUCCAUUAGAACUUCACAAUUAGAGUGAAUCUACAAUUGUGUACCAAGUUAUCAAUUAAUCUUUAGCUGUAAAUUUGAAUGCAAGAUAGCCCAUACUUGGUGAUUUGGUUACUAGAGAGAUCUGCAUUGUAGGAUUUCCUGCUCCAGUUAUGUUCUUUUAAAGAAUAAAUGUGACUGAUUAGAUGUUGAGCUCUUUUAGAUUGUGAUAGACUGGAUUUUAUGGUCAAAGGUUAUCCCAUGUGACCCUUAACAACGGUCUGACAGUCCUUCACACCUACCUUUGGUCGAGUUGUAUCAUCUCAGCAUAAAAAAUGCUAUUCAUAUGACAGUUUAUGCCUCUUGAGAUUUCACACUUCAAGAAAUUGGUCGAUUUUUGAUGACCUUCGAUGGACCAAGAAGCUGUCAAGACAUCAACUUAUACAUCAACUAGAAGUCGUCAAAAAGUUAUUUUUCUUAAUUUCUAAUGUGAUUUGAUUUUCGAUUGAAAGGGCAUUGCAAUCCAUCAAAGAUUGUUUGUACCAUUUUGUAGGAAGAUGUUUUAGAGGACAUUUCCUUCUCUGUUGGUAGGAACAUGUCUAUCGAAAUUCUUGACAAAUAAAAUUUUUUAGGGCUUCCAUCAGUCAAAUUAAUUUUAGUUGAAGCCUGACUUCAGAAGACGAUUUCAUAGUUCAUUACUUUUUGGCAGGUUGGUCUUUGGGAGCUCAACUUCUAAUAAAGAAAAAUAUUUCUACUUCUGAUUGAUUUUUGGUAUUUUUUUUUUUGGUUUCAUAUCCAUUGUCGGAUACCAACAUUGGAGCUUGCCUAUUCCUGAUUCACGCUGUGUAGGGCUCCAUUCGGGGGGAAUCGCUCCCUACCAAGGAUUUUUUCAUACCGAGGGAUCGAAUCCAAGACCUUUGAUUAAGAGAGGAACAACCCCAUCCACUACACCACAUCCUUUGUUUGAGUUUCUCCAUUUAGAUGUAAUGAUCUUUCCAUCCGGUCCCCAUCGACAUUGACGCUCACCACUCUUCUCUUGCGGUCGCCACUAGCUAGGAAACCCGUAGUCGCUAUCCUUUGGGUGCGCACAGUAAAACCCCCGCUCCUAUGCAAUAGCUAGCAAACCACAUGAAGAGAGAACCGCACUAGGCAAGCUUGGUGCGACGAGCUCGACCCAGCAGGCAAAUCCCUUGCUUUCGCUGGCAAGGGGUUACGAACUUGAGACCCAACAUGGAAGUCCCAAGCUCAAACCACUGGACCACCCGAAGGGUACUAUAAUGGUCUGUUGACAUAUAUCAGAUUGAGUAUCAACGUUUGAAUAUAGAUUUGUUGGUCAUCUCAAUAAAGUUGCAUUGCUGAGAUUAAAUCUUUGCCGCAGAGUCAUACCUUGCUUACCGAUGGAAGUUGAGACACAUAUGUCUUCCAAAACUGCUGAAAAAAUCAGCAUUUUAGUUGUGGAUGAUAAUGCUGCUUAUCUUCAGGUUGUUGCUGAGCUACUCAAGAAAUGCAACUACCAAGCUGUGGCUGUCAAAUAUCCAAUAGAUGCUUUGCCUAAACUUCAGAUCAAAGGCGACUCUUGUGAUCUCAUUGUCUUUGAUGUGCACAAGUCUGAUAUGAAUGGCUUUAAACUUCAAGAAAUGAUAGCCAAAGCAUUUGAAAUACCUGUUUUGUCAAUGUCAGCUGACCAAAAGGAAGGUGCAAUCUUGAAAGGACUGAAGGGUGUAUCAGUGGACGAUCAAAGAGAUAAAGGGCUCUGCACAGUGUUGCAGGAGAAGAAAGGUAAAAGAGCUGUCCCUGGGAAAUCUGCAAUGAAACAGAGGAAAAGGGGCAAAGAUAACAGUGGCGAUUUGGUUCUACCAACGAAGUCUCAGAUUAUAUGGACAGAGUCACUUCACCACGCAUUCCUGGUAGCCAUUCACGACAUUGGGUUUAGCAAAGCUGUGCCAAAGAAGAUUCAUGAACACAUGAAUGUCCCUGGAUUAACUAGAGAAAAUGUCUCCAGUCAUUGGCAGAAAUAUCGUAAUUACUUGCACCGAGUUACUGAUGCAAGCUCUAUUAUCCAAGUUCCUAACAAAAACUUAGCCAGUAGAGCUAAUCAAUCGACCAUUGCGUCUGGAAUGCUUGUUAAACAUAGACAAGUUCAUCAAGAGAAUUUUGGAGUGCAGUCUAGUGUCCCCAGCUCAUUGAUUCACACUUCAACAGGUUAUCUGACAGGCAAUCUGCAACAUCUUAAGAAUAAGGGGAAAGAAGUUGAGGUUGUGCUCGAUCCAGUUCGUAACUUUUCUGUCUUUCACAAGGUUAGUGCUAUGCAAGGAUUACAAGGCAUUGGUGAUCUUAGUGCUUCUUCCAUGAAUCAAGGGAAUGAUCAACCUCAUCAGGACAUGGAGACAGAGGACAAUUUGCAAUGAUUCAAUCAAAUACCAUUCAAGGCUGUGCUGACCGUAGAUUGAUGGGGAGUUUCGCCAAACCUACUACUCAGCAGCCUAAGGGUGAUUUGUUUUGGAUAUGGUGUAUACUUUAAGUUUCCCGUAAACUCCACUUGUGGGAUUGCGCUUGAUAUGUUGCUGUUUUUGUUAUUGUUGUGUUCUUCAAGUCCUUACGAAGAUGAACAAAACACAUUUAGUUCAAUAUAGCAACAAAAACUGUUGGUGCUAGAGACAAAUCAGUGUGUUGCUUGAUGCAUUUCUUUUUAUGGUACUUUCUGGAUUAUGAUAUGUUCUUACUUUUAAGAAAUUGAUUCGAUAUAUAUUACAUUUUGCUUAAA
This is a messenger RNA of Solanum pennellii, 3151 nucleotides long. RefSeq names its product two-component response regulator ORR21-like. Gene Ontology annotation, cellular component: nucleus. NCBI's taxonomy places the organism in Eukaryota, Viridiplantae, Streptophyta, Magnoliopsida, Solanales, Solanaceae. The record is from RefSeq and is a predicted model, not a curated record. Gene Ontology annotation, biological process: phosphorelay signal transduction system; regulation of DNA-templated transcription. Bases 1785 to 2795 code for a protein of 336 amino acids. The transcript has 11 exons. Gene Ontology annotation, molecular function: DNA binding; DNA-binding transcription factor activity.